Loxodonta africana (African savanna elephant) is the source of this 5130-nucleotide messenger RNA. It is a transcript of the gene AKT2, whose product is annotated as AKT serine/threonine kinase 2. Lineage: Eukaryota; Metazoa; Chordata; Mammalia; Proboscidea; Elephantidae. Bases 223 to 1668 code for a protein of 481 amino acids. Gene Ontology annotation, biological process: protein phosphorylation. The record is from RefSeq and is a predicted model, not a curated record. The transcript is spliced from 14 exons. Gene Ontology annotation, molecular function: protein serine/threonine kinase activity; ATP binding. Gene Ontology annotation, cellular component: cytoplasm; nucleus.
CCGUUGGGCCUGGCUCUGAGAAAGCGUCGCCUACUGCCGCCGCCGCCGCCGAGGGACAGAAGGAGCGGGAGCAAGCGCAGCGUGGCGAUGGGCGGGAGUAGAGCCCCGCCGGAGAGGCUGGGCGGCCGCCGGUGACAGAUUCUUCUCUGUGCACAACGCCUCCUGCAUGUCGUGCUGCCUCAAGGUGCCCUGAGCUAGGUGCCAGCGUGUCACGCUGCCACCAUGAACGAGGUGUCUGUCAUCAAAGAAGGCUGGCUCCAGAAGCGUGGCGAAUACAUCAAGACCUGGAGGCCUCGCUACUUCCUGCUGAAGAGUGACGGCUCCUUCAUUGGCUACAAGGAGAGGCCCGAGGCCCCCGACCAGACCCUACCCCCCUUAAACAACUUCUCUGUCGCAGAAUGCCAGCUGAUGAAGAGGGAGAGGCCACGGCCCAACACUUUUGUCAUACGCUGCCUACAGUGGACCACCGUCAUUGAGAGGACCUUCCACGUCGACUCUCCAGAUGAGCGGGAGGAGUGGAUGCAGGCCAUCCAGAUGGUCGCCAACAGCCUCAAGCAGCGGGGCCCAGGCGAGGACCCCAUGGACUUCAAGUGUGGCUCCCCCAGCGACUCUUCUACGGCUGAGGAGAUGGAAGUGGCCGUCAGCAAGGCGCGGGCCAAGGUGACCAUGAAUGACUUCGACUAUCUCAAACUCCUUGGCAAGGGCACCUUUGGCAAAGUCAUCCUGGUGCGGGAGAAGGCCAGCGGUCGCUACUACGCCAUGAAGAUCCUGCGGAAGGAGGUUAUCAUCGCCAAGGAUGAAGUCGCCCACACAGUCACCGAGAGCCGGGUCCUCCAGAACACCAGGCACCCAUUCCUCACUGCGCUGAAGUAUGCCUUCCAGACCCAUGACCGCCUGUGCUUUGUGAUGGAGUAUGCCAACGGUGGUGAGCUGUUUUUCCACCUGUCCCGGGAGCGUGUCUUCACAGAGGACCGCGCCCGGUUUUAUGGCGCUGAGAUCGUCUCGGCCCUCGAGUACUUGCACUCUCGGGACGUGGUGUACCGCGACAUCAAGCUGGAAAAUCUCAUGCUGGACAAAGACGGCCACAUCAAGAUCACUGACUUUGGCCUGUGCAAAGAGGGCAUCAGUGAUGGGGCCACCAUGAAAACCUUCUGUGGGACCCCGGAGUACCUGGCGCCCGAGGUGCUGGAGGACAAUGACUACGGCCGGGCCGUGGACUGGUGGGGGCUGGGCGUGGUCAUGUACGAGAUGAUGUGUGGCCGCCUGCCCUUCUACAACCAGGACCACGAGCGCCUCUUCGAGCUCAUCCUCAUGGAGGAGAUUCGCUUCCCGCGCACGCUCAGCCCCGAGGCCAAGUCCUUGCUUGCUGGGCUACUUAAGAAGGACCCAAAGCAGAGGCUUGGCGGGGGGCCCAGUGACGCCAAGGAGGUGAUGGAGCACAGGUUCUUCCUCAGCAUCAACUGGCAGGAUGUGGUACAGAGGAAGCUCCUGCCACCCUUCAAACCUCAGGUCACAUCUGAGAUCGACACAAGGUACUUCGACGACGAGUUCACAGCCCAGUCCAUCACAGUCACACCCCCGGACCGCUAUGACAGCCUGGGCUCCCUAGAACUGGACCAGCGGACCCACUUCCCCCAGUUCUCCUACUCAGCCAGCAUCCGCGAGUGAGCAGGCCCCGCCAACUACAGGAGGCACGGGUGGCUUUUUUUAAAACCUUUUUAUUUUGCUCUUCUUUGUGUCCUCGCCCCUCACCUCCUCACCCCAUUCCCAGCUCUUUGUUCAGCCCUCUCCCAAACUCCUCAGCCAUCCCAGCAGCCCUUGCCUCCAAGGGAGUGCCUGUCCCCCCUCACCUUUCUGUCCAGACUAGUGUUGGGAGACUCUCCAGCUCCUGCCCCAGGACUGGGCCUUUGGAGUGCUGGGAAGAUUAUUAUUUUUUUAACCAACACAAGCCCCGACGAGGGGUGAAGCGUGGAACGUGGCCACCCAUCUACGCGCUGCUGCUGCUGGACAGAGGAGGUGGCCUUCUCGAGGGAUUCCGUGUCCAGCAACGGCCCUGGUGCUGCCUGCUGUACUGUGGCUUAGGUUCCGAGUGACCUGACAUGAGGCAGUCCGGCCUACCCCCAUGGGGGCAGAAAAGCAAUAAUGUCCAGGACCUGGCGGGGGCCUGGGGAAGCUGUGGAAGCAGAGGGUUUAGGGCUCCCUCGGGUGGAUGGCACUGUGUCCUCAGCUCUACCCUUGGGGAACCAGGAACGGCCUGGGGGUGGGCACUGCCUCCUGGCCCUGCUUUUGCCCUGCCUGCCCGCAAGCUGCUGUCCUGGCUUUGGGGAUGAGGCAGGAGGAACAUUUUGGGGCAACCCCUGCCCCCAGCUCUGUGCCUUACCAGGGUUUCCCUUCUGCUGGACCCUGGGCGUGGGCCCGGCCCCAUCGGAGGGCGAGGGCAGGGAUUACCUGUUCUCUGCCUGAGGCAGAGGGGCGCCCGCCUUGGCUGUUACACAUCUCACACCAAGACAGUAUUGGGCCCGUAGACAGGUGGAGGAGCGGGUGGGGGUGGGAGUUUGGUCUGUGUUGGGGUGGGUGGCCUCUGAGAAGGGAGGUCACCUCCCCUCCCCUCCCCCUCCGCCUGUCCAAGGCCCCACGUUCUGCAGCCUUAAGGUGAGCAUGAGCAAGUACACGGCUGUGCUGUGGGCACUUGGUGCCUGGACGCGCGUCAGGGACACGGAUGCACACAGGUGUGCGUGCUUGAAUCUGCACGAGUGUGCAUGUGUGCUGUGUGUGUGUGUUUGUGAGGGCAAGCGUGGCCAGGCCCUCAAAUGUGUGUGUGUGGUGUGUGUGGCUCAAGCAUUUCGUCCCUUGGGGUGGCGGCGGGAGGGUGCUGACCUAGUGGGAGGAGCCAUGCCUGCCCUGCCCACGUCUCCCCUCCUUUCCCUUCCUCUCCCACCCAAUAUCUCCAGGUGUUUGGAAUUUGAUUUUUGUGGUUUUGACCCUCCCAACCCCCAUCCUGUACUAGACCGUUCACAGAAGGGCAUCAUGGGGCGGGGAUGGGAUAGGUUGGUUUGGGUGGUAGGGGGUCUUUUUCCUUUUUGUGUGUGUGUCUUUUCUCUGACAUCUCCCCCGCCCUCUGGCCUUUCUGAAUUUCUUCUUGUAUUUGUACGGUACAAGCAAUAAAGACCAGGGCCCAGCCUGCAUUUGUGCUGGCCUGACACCUGGGACCCUCCCUUGCUUAUGGAGUCCAGUCCCUGCGCACCAGCUGUUCCCAUCCGUUCUUUUCAGAGGGCCCUGCCCAGCCAGAAGGUGGGGUAGCAGGUGGGGGAGGCCAAGCAGAGGCUGGAGGUGGGAGCAAGCUAGGUGUGCCUCUGGGCUUGGGCAGCUUGGGGUUGAAGUGUGCCCAUUUCUUUCUGGUGUACAGCUUAGUGAUAACAGCUACAUUAAUCAAGUCGUGUAACUGUUACCCCUAGUCGAUGCUCAUCACCAUAGACAAAAAUUUACUACUUCCCAGAGGGAGAUUUCAUCUCUCCCUAAUGGGCAUCCUUGUCUCGUUCUUAUUCCCAAGGGGGAGGUUCUCAGUAUUUCACCAUUGAGAAUAAUGUUGGCUGUUAGUUUUGCAUUUAUCCCCUUAAUUAUGUUAAGGAAUUUCCUUUCUGUCCCUGUUUUGCUGAGAGAUUUUAUCAGGAAAAGGUUUUGGGUUUUAUCAAAUGCCUUUUCUGCAUCUAUUGAGAUGAUCAUGUGGUUCUUUUCCUUUGUUUUAUUAAUGUGUAUUACAUUGACUCAUUUUCAAAUAUUGAACUAUCCAUGCAUUCCUGGAAUAAAUCCCACUUGGUGUAUAACCCAGAACCCAGUGCCGUCGAGUCGAUUCCGACUCAUAGCGACCCUAUAGGACAGAGUAGAACUGUCCAUAGAGUUUCCAAGGAGCAUCUGGUGGAUUCAAACUUCCGACCCUUUGGUUAGCAGCCGUAGCACUUAACCACUACGCCACCAGGGUUUCCAGUGGUGUAUAAUUCUCUUAAUAUAGAUUUCUGUUCACUAGAAUUUUGUUGAGGAUCUUGGCAUCUGUAUUCAUGAGGGAUAUCAGUCUGUAGUUUUCUUCUGUUGUCUUUAUCUGGUUUUGGUGUCAGGGUAAUGUUCCUCUUCUGUAUUUUGGAAGAGUUUGAGCAGGGCUGGUGUCAGUUCUCUGAACGUUUGGUAAAAUUCCCCAGUGAAGCCAUCUGGUCCUAGGCCUUUUGUUGUUGGGAGGCUUUUGAUGACUGAUUCAAUCUCGUUAUGGGUCUAUUGAGAUUUUCUAUUUCUAUUUAUGUUAGUAUAGGUAGGCUAUGUAUUUCUGGGAAUUUGUCCAUUUUGUCUUUUCAAGUUUGUUGGAGUAUAAUUUUUCAUACUAUUCUCUUGUGAUCCUCUAUUAAUAUCUCAGUUGAAUCUGUUGUAAUGUCUCUAAUUUCAUUUUUUAUUUUGGUUAUUUGCACCCUCUCACUUUUUUCCUUUGUCAUUCUAGUCCAGUGGUUUGUCUGUUUUUAUUGUUUUUUUUUUUUUAAAGAACCAACUUUUGGUUUUGUUGAUUCUCUUGUUUUUCUAUUCCCUAUUAAUUUCUGUUCUGAUAAUUUAUUAUUUUCUUCUAGUAGCUUUGGGCUCCUUUUGCUCUUCUUUUUCCUUCAGGUUGUAGAGUUAAGCUAUUGAUUUGAGAUCUUUUUUUUUAAUGUUGGCAUUUAUUGCUAUGAAUUUCCCUCUGAGCACUGCUUUCCCUGUGCCUCAUAGGUUUUGGUGUGUUGUGUUUUCAUUCUCAUUCAAUUCUAGGUAUUUUUUUAUUUCUCUCUUGAUUUCUUCUAUGACCCAUGGGUUUUUUUAGUAGCGUGUUGUUCAGAUUUACCCUUUUUCUUCCUGUUAUUGAUUUCUAGCUUCAUUCCAUUAUGGUCUGAAAAGAUGCUUUGUAUGAUUUCAGUCUUUUUAAAUUUAUUGGGAUUUGCAUUGUGUCCUAAAAUGUGGUUUAUUCUGGAAAAUGAUCCAUGUGCGUUAGAGAAGAAUGUGGGUUGUGCUUCUGUUGGGUGGAGUGUUCUAUAUAUGUCUGUUAGGUCCAAUUGUUUAAUAGUGCUAUUCAUAUCUUCUGUUUCUUUAUUGAGUGUCUUUCUAGUUGUUCUCCGAAAG